This is a messenger RNA of Ctenopharyngodon idella (grass carp), 3846 nucleotides long. RefSeq lists its product as uncharacterized. The transcript is spliced from 7 exons. Bases 664 to 2556 code for a protein of 630 amino acids. The record is from RefSeq and is a predicted model, not a curated record. NCBI's taxonomy places the organism in Eukaryota, Metazoa, Chordata, Actinopteri, Cypriniformes, Xenocyprididae.
ACAAAAAUAUAAAAAUACAAUAUCAACCAACUGAAAAAGUAAAUAAAAACAAACAAACCAAAUAGACAAUAAAAGGCUUUGCUAUUUCACAAAAUCUUAAAUGUAUUGAAUAGAUUAACGGUUUUAACAGCUUUUUUUAUUUGUACUGUCCUUAAUAGAAACCAUAUAGCAUUUUAUAUGCCUAAUUUUCCAGACUCUUUUCAAAAUUGAAAAAAAAAAAAAAAAAUAUAUAUAUAUAUAUAUAUAUAUAUAUAUAUUUAUUAUGUGUUCGUAUAACAAAAGAAAACUGCAUAAUUUGCAUCGGCCGCGCAGACUUGAGUAACAAACAGUGACGUAAAACUGUGUUGUUUGCAUUAUGUAUAUAUAUAUAAAAAAAAAAAAAAAAACAUUGCGCGUCUGCUCAUCCCGGUGUUUGUGUAGGCAGUGCUGUUUUGCUGUUCACAGCACCGGGAGUGAUUCUAGCGGGCAGCUCGCAUAAACCGCUGGUACUCCUUUUCAGAGACAGACUGAGACGGAAACUCGCUCUCUCGCUUGUCAGUCGGUUUGGGUGCGGUUCAGGAAUUACGAACACAUCCAGCGGAACAGAAUAGGCCUAAUAUAAAUAGGCUAAUCUCCAUUGAUUAUCUUCAUUAAAUUCAAAAUCUACGCAUCUCUACAUAAGACAUGCAGAGCACAUUAUUGCUUUUUCUAUUCUUAUUAUUCAUGUACGGUUUGUCUGGUGCAGAGACAGAUGAAUAUGAAUCUGAGCCUGUGUCAGUGAUGGAGGGAGAUUCUGUUACUCUACACACUAAUCUUACUGAAAUACAAAAUGAUGAUACAAUUCUGUGGAUGUUUGGACCUAAAGACUCUCUCAUAUCUCAAAUAACGAGAAAGGCUGAUUUCACUUCAUUUUUUGUGACUGAUGAUGACGUGGGAUUUAGAGGAAGAUUGCAGGUGGAUCAAAACACUGCAUCUCUCACCAUCAGAAGCACCAGAAUCAGACUCUCAGGACAAUAUAAACUGACCAUCUCUAGAGAAAAGACUAGGUACAAGAUAUUUAAUGUUACUGUCUUUGGUGUGGUUGGUGAGACAAAUGGAGUGAAGUCAGUGUCAGUGAUGGAGGGAAAUUCUGUCACUCUAAACACUGAUACUGAAAUACAUACAGAUGAUCUGAUAGUGUGGAGGUUUGGAGAUAAAGGCAUCCUCCUAGCUAAAAUUUAUGUAGAGACUAAUGAGACCUCAUUAAAUUAUGCUGAUGAGAAUUUCAGAGACAGACUGAAGCUGGAUCAGACUGGAUCUCUGACCAUCACAAACACCAGAACCACAGACUCUGGAGUUUAUGAACUACAGAUCAGAGGCAGUCAGAGCUCACACAAGACAUUUUUCCUUUCUGUCAGUGAUUCAGAUCUGUCUCCAUGGGCUGUAACAGGAAUAUGUGUUGUUUCUGUUUUUCUGACUGCGACUAUAACUGCCUGUUGCUAUCACCGGAUAGCGGGCAAAGAGAAGAAAGUGUCAGUGACAGAGGGAGAUUCUUUCACUCUAUGCACUGAUGUUACUAAACUACAUAAAGAUCAUACGAUACAGUGGUGGUAUGAAGAUGAAGACAAUCUCAUUGCUGAAAUCAAAGGAGGAACCAGUAAGAAACAUGAUGUUGCUGAUGAGAGAUUCGGUGACAGACUGACGCUGAAUGAUAAUACUGGAUCUCUAACCAUCAGAGACAUCAGAACCAUUCACUCUGGACUCUAUAAACUAAAGAUCAGCAGCAACACAUGCGCCGGUUGCAUCGUCCAAUGCAAGAGAUUCAUUCUUACCGUAAAUAAUGAAGAGAAGAUGCCAGUGAAGAAGGGAGAAUCUGUCAACCUGAAGACUAAUACGGAAAUACAGAGAGAUGAUCAGAUACUGUGGCUGUUGGGAUAUGAAAACACUAUCAUAGCUCAAAUCAAAGGAGGGACUGGAGAGAUCAUUACAGAUGAUGUUGCUGAUGAGAGAUUCAGAGGCAGACUGGAGCUGAACAAUAGGACUGGAUCUCUGACCAUCAAAAACUCUGAAACUGAAGACACUGAAGUCUAUAAACUAAAGAUCAGAAGUGAUAAAGGAGCCACAAACAAGAGAUUCAGAGUUGGUAUCUAUGAUGAAGAGAGGGAAGUGUCAGGAAAGGAGGGAAAGACUAUCAUUCUAAACACUGAUGAUGAAAUGCAGAAAAACGAUCAGGUAUGGUGGCUGUUUGGAGAAGAAAACUCUCUGAUAGCUGAAAUCAAAGGUGGGACCGGAGAUAUCAUUACAUAUGGUGGUACUGGUGGGAGAUUCAGAGACAGACUGAAGCUGGACAAGAAGACUGGAUCUCUGACCAUCACAAACAUCAGGUCCACAGACGCUGGACUUUAUCAAGUAUGGAUCAACAGAAGCAGCAGCAGAAAGAACAAGCAUUUGAGAUUCACUGUUUCAUUCAGACGUGAGUAUUUCAAGUCUUUCAAUGUAAUAAUGUUCACGAUUCUUCCUUAUAAAUUCAGUUUUUUUUUUUUUUUUUUUUUUUUUUCAGAGCACAAGAUGAGCUGGUGGAGUUGGUUUCAGAGUUGAAGUUGAAAAGUUAAAGGUGCAUUUCUUGCACAGAAUCAGAUCUUUUCUGUAUUUCACUCAGCAUUGAAAAGAAUAUUGCUGUGAAUCUCCAUCUGUUUUCAGUGUUACAGUUUGUCUAAAUUAUCAAAUUUAGCUAAAACUUGUUGAGUCGCUGACCCGCAUGCACAUUAGAUCAGUUUUGAAGCAAGGACGAUCAUUGCAUUGAAAUUAACAUAGAUUUACACUGGAGUGAAACAGAGCACAUUGUGUUAUUGUAAUUUGCCAUUCAUAUUUAGGUUUAAAAUUGUUUUAAAAUAACUGCAAAUGUUCAACAGUGUAAGAAAAUGUGGCCUACAAAUAUGUUUAAUGAGGUACUGGAUGAGACAAAAUACUGCUUUCUGUACUGAUAUUGUCCUUUAUAAAAAAAUAUGCAGAAGACAUUUGCUGUAUUUAUAGUUUUAUCUCCUCAUAAAUUGAGCUUCUUGUUAAAAAAAAAAAAAAAAAAAACUGAACAUCUUGAAAGGCUUUAUGUCGGUGUUCAAACAUCUUUAGUUCCUGCAUGUUUCAUCCCAGCUAACAAUUUUUUGUUCUAAGAACUUUUCCAAAUGUUCAUAAAAUGUUUUCUUGAUGUUAGUGGAACCUUUUUUAAGGUUAGUAUGAUGUUCCUGAAACAUUAUUUCAAUUUAAUUUUUACUACCAACUCAACAUUAUAAAAACGUUGAUUUGUAACAUUCCAAGAACAUAAAAAUGUCAAUGUUAAUAGACACAUAAUUUAAAGAUUAGUAUGACGUUCAUGAAACAUUCAAACGUCAACAAGCAGAAUCACUGAAGGAAAGAGAAACAAGAACACAAACUAAAACUGACUUCCAGCCACAGCCUUAGAUGAAAUCAACUGAAGGUAAAACUCAGAUCAAGAUCUCAGCAGAGGAGGAUUAAUCAUCUCCACAAACAGCAUUACCAGCUUCACUUAUUACUAACCAGACUGACUUUAUUUCUGUCACACGUCUACAGAAGUUCUUAUUGAGAAUUAACAGAAGUUUAGAUGAUGUUUUACUGAAAAUGUUGUAGAGAAAGAUGAAAAGCAAGUCAUCAUGUAUGCUUUACUUACAGUCAUAUGACUGCUUUUUCUGUAGUUUCAUGACCUGGUGUAAAUAGUUAUGAAGUUGAAUCAUUAAUGAAUAAAAAAAGGUAAUAAAUUUAACAGUUAUGACACAAAGAUCACUUGUAAUACUGAAGAGAUUGUUUGAGAGUUUCCUAAAUCAUUACAACUUCUAACAAUCCAAAAAUAAUAAAAUAUAAAUAGUAAACGAA